UUCGCACAGUAUCUCCGCUUCAUGCUACUCAUGAAUAUCUGCGUUUGUUUUCGCCAUGCGGUGAGAUGCUCAAGAGUCAUGGCUGAAGCGGUAACACCCUACCCACUCAUCGCCUGGUUCGCAGAGUUCCAGAAGAACCAAAUUAUGAAGGAUGGCGUCAUUCCGAAGUGGUUUCAUGGGUUUAUAUCCAGGAAACUGUCUGAGGAACUGCUAAUGACCAAACCGCAAGGCUACUUCCUGAUUCGGAUCAGUGAAAGCAGAAUCGGAUACACCCUGUCCUACAGAUCUGUGGACGUCUGCAGACACUUUAUGAUCGACAUGCUUCCAGGAAACCAGUAUGAGAUUGUAGGUGAGAAUCUGCGGCAUCCAUCUCUCCAUGAUCUGGUAGCCUACUACCAAAGAACUCCGAUUUAUCCCUUCAGUGAGCUGCUCACCGUAGCUUGCGACCAGGCUGACCAAAAUAUCUCAGAAGACACGCCCCCUGCCUUGCCAGUAUAUCGUAGGGUGUCCCACCCCCCAAUUCGAAACCAGGACCUAAGCAUCCCGUUGGACGGUUCAUUCCCACCGAGGCUUUAUCCUAGCUUAGAGCUGGAGCUUAGUGCUGUCAAACUGGACAGUAUGAGCUCUCUAAACACGGCAUCACAAACCAAACCAAAAUCCAUACUCACACCACAGGAGAUCAACAGCAGAUGGCGCUCUGCAAUCGCUAAAACCAUUAUGGGCGAGCGAUCUACACGUUUACCAACAGAUUGGGACAAGAGAAGAUCUGAAGACAAAGUAGUCCCAAAGUCGGAGAUGAAGCACGCUCGCCUUGGCCUGAUUCAGUGCAGGAAUAUCUUUAAGAAGAAAAAGAACCUUCCAGAGGAGCCUAUGUACAUGGAAAUCAAUGAAGCCAAAGUUGCUGAGAAACCUGCUGAACUGCAGAUAGAUGAAGAAAAGAACUACCAAGAGUUUGAUGGUGUUUUUGAAACAUUACCAUUGGAAUACCUAAACCCACCUCCGUUUGCUCCUGGACACUAAAAAAUUAGGCAAAAGACAAAUUAAAAAGAAGUUUGAGAUUUAAUUUUAGGCAAUGACAUAGAAUUUACUGUAUUUUAUUGUUUUGCCACUUUUCUAGAAGCUGUCCAGCUCUGUUAUAAUGUUAUCUAACACCACUGAUGAAUGCUCAUUUCUUAUUGGUCAGAAGUUGUUGAUUAAUUGUCUUUAACAGCACUAGGUUUACAUUAAUGCACUUUUUCUACUACAGUUUUAUCUCUAUAGUAGCAACUUAUGCAGAGAUAUUUUUAUAAGUGGAUGCGCCAGAAGAAUCUCUAUCUUAUAGUAAAAGGAUUAUAAAAAUGCUGGACAUUUAUUUUAUUAUACAAAAAAUAUAUGUCAUUAUUGAUAUGAUAAAGUUUUGUAUGGACACAGAUCAUUAAUAUCAAUGGAAGGAGUCUCUAGUGUCACUUUGUUUUCACACACAUGAAAGUUUCCAUUAUAGAGAACGUUGGACUUUCUGGUUUCUGAUUAAUGAACUGUAUCGAGCUGUAUCUGUAGCUCUGUCUUAAAAUCAGGGUAUAAAUGAUUCACUCAUUUCUCACAAGAUCUGUAAAUAUAAAUGGUUUAAAUGUGUUAUUCGGAAAUAAACAAAAAUAAAUGCA
This is a messenger RNA of Silurus meridionalis, 1640 nucleotides long. RefSeq names its product hematopoietic SH2 domain containing (gene hsh2d). Gene Ontology annotation, cellular component: cytoplasm. Lineage: Eukaryota; Metazoa; Chordata; Actinopteri; Siluriformes; Siluridae. The record is from RefSeq and is a predicted model, not a curated record. The coding region runs from base 22 to 1020 and encodes 332 amino acids. The transcript has 7 exons.